This is a messenger RNA of Nomia melanderi (Alkali bee), 2901 nucleotides long. RefSeq names its product sialin. Gene Ontology annotation, molecular function: transmembrane transporter activity. Gene Ontology annotation, biological process: transmembrane transport; monoatomic anion transport. NCBI's taxonomy places the organism in Eukaryota, Metazoa, Arthropoda, Insecta, Hymenoptera, Halictidae. The record is from RefSeq and is a predicted model, not a curated record. Gene Ontology annotation, cellular component: membrane.
GUGGAAGGGGAAAAAAGCGCGAGCCGAAGACUAAAAAAAGUCGGUAGUGUUCAGUGACUGAAAUUCAGUCAUAAUUGUGCGUAGCGUGUGUACGACUGAUGAUUUUGUAUAUAAAGUUUUGUUACAUUUAAUAUGUGAUACGACAGCAUUAGUGAAAUAAAGAUUAAUAUCAUGUUUCUCAGUGUUAAAUAUAUCAAAUAUACACGUGGGCAAAUUAAAUAAAAAGUGUACAAUUUCCUGCAGCAACAUCGAAGAUAUUUUUCUCAUCAGCAAUUUAUUUUUGCAAGUACUAGCAAACAGGAUAAAUUGGCAAGGAAAUUUCUUCCUUUAAUACUCAAUGAUAAAGGUGCCUACGUUUAAGAGAUUUGCGUAAACCCUGUCGUGAAUCGGAAAUGAGAAAGACUGGUAGAUGAAUAUUUUUUUUCCUGCAACUGUGUUUCAAACGUUGACAUUGCCAUUCUAGUACAUAUUAUAUACGGAAUUACAAAGACGAUCGCUACGUUGAUUAGACGGCAAAAUAAAGUAAUGCCCGUGCGAUCGCUAUUAGACACUGCGAAAGCAUGACGUAAUACAACGGACGAUUAAAAUACAGAUUACGGUUUAUUAAAUUCCGAACUGCAUCCUCCUGACAACCCUGGAGAGUUUGUUUGUGCAGCCAGUUUGAUGCUCGAAGGAUCGAAACGCAGUCCCACGGCAAUAGAAAUUUGAAACGGUCAAUUCUGCACGGCGCCAAAGCAAAAUGGCACUCUUCCGAAAGGUCAACGACAAAAUACCCAAAAGAGGAAUUUUGGGGGCAAUGAUGUUUCUAGCAUGUAUGUUCUCAUACAUGAUACGCACAAAUUUAUCAAUCACUAUUGUUGCCAUGGUGAAUACAACGAGUAAGGAUGGUGAUAGUGGUCCAGCGUGUAGUGCUGUUCCAUUGGGUAAUGUUACUCACAAAACUGCAGAACUCAAAAAUUAUGGGGAAAGAUUCGAAUGGAACCAACAUGUACAAGGUCUAUUGCUUUCCGGUUAUUUUUAUGGAGUACUGCCGGCGAGUGUUCCUGCUGGGCUUUUAGCCGAAAAGUAUGGGGGUUCUAAAGUUGUAGCAUUUGCGACACUAAUACCCGCAGUAUUAAACCUUUUGAUGCCUUGGGCUUCUGGUCUUCAUUAUGGUUUUGUGUUUGCACUCCGUUUUCUGAUGGGCUUCUUUGGAGGGGCUGUUUACCCUGCCCUUCAUGCAAUGAUUGCAAGGUGGGUUCCUCCCAGUGAGAAAGGCAUGUUUGUGUGGACAAUGCAAGGUGGACCAUUUGGAACAGUGGUAACAUUUGCUUUAUGCGGUCAAAUAAUCAGUGCCCUUGGUUGGAAAGCUGCGUAUUAUGUCACAAGUGGGCUUAUCCUGAUUUUCUAUGCCUUAUGGGUCUAUUUGAUAUAUGAUACACCAGAUCUUCAUCCAGGGAUGACAGAGAAAGAAAGAAAUUACAUUAGGGAACAGAUAGGAACGACCGUUUCUAAAGAAAAGAAAAAAUUGCCUGCAGUUGCUGCAUUGACUUCCGUACCGUUUUUGGUUUUAUUAUGGGCCCACUUUGCUAAUAUGUGGGGAAUCUAUUUUAUAGCCACCAAUGGGCCCAAAUACACCUUAGAAGUUCUUGGCUUUGACAUGAAAUCGGGAGGAUCGCUUACGGGUUUACCCUAUAUAGCUAGACUCGGUGCUGGAGUAUUAUUCGCCGCAGCUGGCGAUUAUGUACGAAGAAGAAAUUUCCUGUCAUUAGUGUGGAUUCGAAAAAUAUUUAUGAUCUUCUCACACAUGGGUCCAGCAGUUGCUUUAGUUAUAAUGACGUAUGCUGGCUGCGAUUCAGUAACUGCAAUUGUUAUGUUAAUAGUAGCAUUGACAUUUAACGGCGCUGCAUGUCAGACAAGUUUACAAAACCAUCAAGAUCUUGCACCAAAUUUUGCUGGUUCUCUAUAUGGAAUCAUGAACACUAUUGGUAGCUUCCCUGGGUUUAUUAUCCCCCCUAUUAUUGGAGCAUUGACGAAUGAAAGGAAUGGAGUAGAAGAAUGGCGUAUUAUGUUUUGGAUCUCAGCAGCAGUAUUUACAUCUGCUACGGUAUUUUUCUGGCUCUUUGGUUCAGCUGACAUACAGCCGUGGAAUGAUGUGACUGAACCGAAAGUAACGAAUCUUUCCGAGGAAGAAAAACAGAUGACUGAAAUACCUAUUAAAGAAUUGCAGACAGAGGAUGAAAGUGAAAAUGAACGGCUAUAAUCUCAGAUAAAUUUUAAAUAACCUAAUAGAUGUUGGAUACGAACUAUAAAUCUUCUACUUAAACUGAAGCAUCUGUUUGAAGAGUAUCAAUGAAUAUUUUUUACUUCUUUACUACAGCAUGUAAAUUAAACGAGUUUUAUAAGUCGCACGUAACUGGUAAGCUAUUUUUGAGAUGAUUAUAUAAUUUUAUUUUUCAUAUAUUCGUUAAUUUAUUGAAGUAGAAGAUAAGUUUUAUUUUGGAAUUUAAAGAAAGGUUUUUUUGGAAUUUGUACACUCAUUUUUCAUACAAAGGUUCCAUCUAUAUCAAAAUUUUCGAUAUUUUCAAUAUAUACAGUCUGUAUGAGUUUUUGUUGUAACAAAUGUGCGCCCAGAUCUUAGUAUUUCCCGUAUUUUUCCAUAGAAUUUUCAAAACUGAGAAUACGAUAUUUAUUUUUGAGAAUGAUUUUACACGGUUUUAUACGUUUACACUUUCAGAGAUAAAUAAAAUGCAAUAAUAAGAAAUAUACAUUUUCUUAAAUAUAAUAAUGAAUACACUCAUAUGUCUCUAUUAUAUUUUAGAGUGUAUAAUAACUAAGCAUUUGUGAAUCGACAAUUGCAUCAAAGAUUAAAGUAUCAUUAUCAUUAAUUUUGAUGGUCAAUUAACUUUUCUAGAAAGAGAG